Hirsutella rhossiliensis is the source of this 432-nucleotide messenger RNA. Its product is annotated as mitosis protein DIM1 domain-containing protein. Lineage: Eukaryota; Fungi; Ascomycota; Sordariomycetes; Hypocreales; Ophiocordycipitaceae. Gene Ontology annotation, biological process: mRNA splicing, via spliceosome. Bases 1 to 432 code for a protein of 143 amino acids. The record is from RefSeq and is a predicted model, not a curated record. The transcript is spliced from 3 exons. Gene Ontology annotation, cellular component: spliceosomal complex; U5 snRNP; U4/U6 x U5 tri-snRNP complex.
AUGGGCUCUGUCGUCAUUCCCCAUCUCACCUCCGGCUGGCACGUCGACCAGGCCAUCCUCAGCGAGGAAGAGCGCCUGGUCCUCAUCCGCUUCGGCCGCGACUGGGAUCCAGACUGCAUGCGCCAGGACGAGGUCCUCUACAAGAUUGCCGACAGAGUCAAGAGCUUUGCCGUCAUCUACGUUUGCGACAUCGACCAGGUUCCCGACUUCAGCCAGAUGUACGAACUCUACGACCCGUGCACCAUCAUGUAUUUUUACCGCAACAAGCACAUCAUGUGCGACUUCGGCACCGGCAACAACAACAAGCUCAACUGGGUUUUGGAGGACAAGCAAGAGCUCAUCGAUAUCAUCGAGACCAUCUAUCGAGGUGCCAAAAAGGGACGUGGUCUGGUUGUUAGCCCCAAGGACUACUCCACGCGGCACCGAUACUAG